AUGCAUUCCAACAUCUUCCUCACAUUCACCGCUCUGGUAGCUUCCGCCACCGGCGCCGUUCUCGACACUAGAAACGGAUAUCCCCAGCCGUCUCAAGAAGAUCCUCGCCUCGUCUACCAGUUCGCCAACGGAACUACAAUUGAAAACGUUGCUGUCCGGUCCAAUGGCAACCUCCUCCUCACCCUGACCGACAGGCCAGAGCUCUACGAAGUCAACCCCUUCAUCCCCAAGAGCGCAAAGCUCAUCCACCACUUCCCGGACUAUCUUGGCCUCCUGGGCAUCACAGAAGUCUCCCCCGACGUCUUCACCCUCAACGCCGGCAACUUCUCUGUCACAGAGGGCCCAACCAAAGGAUCAUUCGCAGUGUGGCAGGUUGCCUUCCACAAGGACCAGCCAAAUGUGUCAAAGGUCGCUGAUAUCCCUGAGGCCUUGUCCCUCAACGGCAUGACCACUCUCCCGUCUUCUCCCAACACUAUCCUCACUGCCGACUCAACUGCAGGCUUGGUCUACAGCGUGAACACGCGCACCGGAAGCUACAAGGUGGUUCUGGACGACGAAACGUUCAAGCCCGCGGCUGACGCUGAGCUGCCCAUUGGCAUCAACGGCAUCCGCUUUCUCGACCACUACGUUUACUACACGAACAGCUUCAAGGCUCUCUUCGGCCGUGUCCGCGUCAACAAGUCAGGUUUCGCCACCGGAAGCUACGAGACAAUCGCGACGGGCAUCCUUGGCGACGAUUUCGCAUUGACGCCAGAGGCAGCUUAUAUCGCAGGAAACCCGACCAAUACGGUCACCGAGGUGGACUUGUCAACUGGAGAAAAUGAGGUGAUUGCUGGAAACCUCAAUUCCAGCCUUGUCGCGGGCGAUACUUCGGUGGCUUUUGGACGAACGAAGAAGGAUAAGCAUGUUCUCUAUGUUGUUACUACCGGUGGAUCGCUGAGCCCUGUCAAUGGCACCUUUAGUGAGGGCGGGAAGAUUGUGGCUUUGGACAUUUGA
Trichoderma citrinoviride is the source of this 996-nucleotide messenger RNA. Its product is annotated as quino protein amine dehydrogenase beta chain-like protein. Bases 1 to 996 code for a protein of 331 amino acids. The transcript has a single exon. The record is from RefSeq and is a predicted model, not a curated record. NCBI's taxonomy places the organism in Eukaryota, Fungi, Ascomycota, Sordariomycetes, Hypocreales, Hypocreaceae.